Neopsephotus bourkii (Bourke's parrot) is the source of this 3142-nucleotide messenger RNA. It is a transcript of the gene MCTP1, whose product is annotated as multiple C2 and transmembrane domain containing 1. Lineage: Eukaryota; Metazoa; Chordata; Aves; Psittaciformes; Psittacidae. The transcript is spliced from 12 exons. The record is from RefSeq and is a predicted model, not a curated record. Bases 4 to 1158 code for a protein of 384 amino acids. Gene Ontology annotation, cellular component: synaptic vesicle membrane. Gene Ontology annotation, molecular function: calcium ion binding. Gene Ontology annotation, biological process: regulation of neurotransmitter secretion.
CCAAUGAUGAUGUUCCAUAACAUGAAGGAUGUGGGAUUUCUUCAGGUGAAGGUCAUCAGGGCAGAAGCAUUGAUGGCAGCUGAUGUCACAGGUAAAAGUGACCCAUUUUGUGUAGUUGAAUUGAACAAUGACAGACUGCUGACACAUACCGUCUACAAGAACCUCAAUCCAGAAUGGAACAAAAUCUUCACAUUCAAUAUUAAAGACAUCCACUCCGUGCUUGAAGUGACAGUUUAUGAUGAAGACCGUGAUCGCAGUGCUGACUUUCUAGGCAAAGUUGCUAUACCAUUGCUGUCUAUUCAAAAUGGUGAACAGAAAGCCUACGUCUUGAAAAACAAGCAGCUGACAGGGCCAACAAAGGGGGUCAUCUAUCUUGAAAUAGAUGUGAUUUUUAAUGCUGUGAAAGCCAGCAUACGAACCUUAAUGCCCAAAGAAGUGAAGUACAUUGAAGAGGAAAACAGACUGUCUAAACAGCUCCUGUUAAGAAACUUUAUCCGCAUGAAGCGUUGCGUCAUCGUGCUCAUAAAUGCCGCAUACUACAUUAGCAGUUGCUUUGACUGGGAUUCUCCCUCAAGAAGUCUCGCUGCUUUUUUGAUUUUUCUUUUUGUGGUCUGGAACUUUGAGCUGUACAUGAUACCACUGGCUUUGUUGUUGCUGCUGGCGUGGAACUACUUCUUGAUCAUAUCAGGGAAAGAUAACAGGCAACAUGAUAUGGUAGUGGAGGACAUGCUAGAGGACGAGGAAGAAGAGGAUGACAGAGAUGACAAGGACAGUGAAAAAAAAGGAUUUAUGAAUAGACUUUAUGCCAUCCAAGAGGUGUGUAUCAGUGUCCAGAAUAUCCUUGAUGAAGUGGCUUCCUUCGGAGAAAGAAUCAAGAAUACAUUCAACUGGACUGUCCCAUUCUUGAGCUGGCUGGCAAUUGUUGCCCUCUCCAUGUUCACCAUCAUCCUGUAUUUCAUUCCACUAAGAUAUAUUGUCCUCGUCUGGGGUAUCAACAAAUUUACAAAGAAACUUCGAAGUCCAUAUGCAAUUGAUAACAAUGAGCUACUUGACUUUCUAUCCAGAGUUCCUUCAGAUGUGCAAGUGGUGCAAUACCGUGAAUUGAAACAGGAUCCCAGUCACAGCCCGAGCAAGAGGAAGAAAAACAACCCUGGCUAGACAACUCAACGUGUUGAAGGGACAAGCAUCUGCUGGGGGAAGAUAAAAGAAAAAGCCUAAAGCCUAAGAAGUGUUUCCUUUCUCUCUUGAGCUUUUUAUUUAUUUUUCCUUUUUACCUAAUGGGGAGAUUUUGUAAAUAUUGUAAAAAGGCAUUUCUCAUUGAAGAUAUAUUUCACACUGUAAAGACAUUUGUCGAAAGUUUGAAGUAGGGUUUCCGCUUUUGAAAGCCUUAUUAGAUGCAGCAUAACACAUUAAAGGAAUCAGUCUAAAAUGGUAAAUAUGCACAGCUACUUAGUGGUCAAAGGUACCUGAAAUACUCAAAUCAUGCUGACUAAAUCUGCAAAAGGUGUACAUUUAAAUCUGACUCAAAAAAUUCAGUCAGAUUGUAUUUGUGAACAUUAAUAUGUUUAUCCAGUAAGCCACCAUUACAAUUUUCUAUGUUUUAUAUGUUUCAACAGAAAUACAAUGUAGUGAACCGUACUGCACUUAAGUUUUAGCAGAUUUUUUUGAACUCCAGACACUAUGUUCACUCCUGGUGCGAUGUUUUCCUGUGCAGGAGGACAGCUUAUAAGGUAAUGAGAAAUACCAAGUGCAAAUCUCUUUCUGGAGCUCCCAAAAGGAGUUCCUGAUGUUUUUAUCAUUCCAUUGUAAGAUCUAAAAAUCUCUGUCUCUCUCAAAAUACUGCCAGGUUUGUAACUGAUUGCCUAUCUGAUUUUUCUAUAUGUACCGGUAAUCUUCAUUUGUACUACAUAGUUUAGUGAAUAAAGUUCAUAAUUCUGUUGUAAUGGAAGUACUAUCAAACUAACUCCAUAUUGCUAUGGUGUCAUGCUAUGAACACCUUCUGUGCACAUAACUAUUUUAAUAUGGAAUCUUGCAGAAAAUGUUUUUGCUUUCAGAUCACAUCAAUAUGCUUUAUGAUAUAGCACAUUACCUGUUACCAAUGUGAAAUAUAGUGUAGAGGAAAAAAUGCAGUUGUGAUAAAACUGAUGUACUGGUUUUAUUUCCUUAGCUAAUAAUGUAUUCAAUUCAUCUGAUACAGUUGUGCCCUACUGCAUGGAAACUGCAUUAUUUCAUAAAUUACGUGGAACAUAGAUGGGAAAGUUUACAUUUCAAAUGUCUUAGUGGCCACUACAUAACGAGUACUUGGGGAUAUAUUCUGGUAGCUGCAUGUAGACUUCCAUGCUCAGCUCCCCGUGUAGUGAGCAGACUUCAUUCCUAAGGGACUACCUGUGCACAGCUCUUAGCCAUAGUUCCCGGUGACAUGAAAGGGGAUUUUUGCCCCCGGGAGAAUGGCAGGACUGCAUCCUCAAGGGGAUCUGUUCCUGUGGUCCUGUUUGGGUUACCUCUUGCUGGUUACAAUUGCUGAUAAAGUUAUAUUGCACUACUCUAAUACUUUUUGAAAAGACUAUUUAGAAAUACUUUGCAAGCAAAUGUGUAUAUAUUUGUGUAAAGAAUUGUAUGUUAGCUGCAUUGCCCAUGAAAGGUCAUCCUGGAUUUGUUUAUUUUACAGAUAUGAUGAUAGCUGGUUUCUGAUGUGACAGUUAUUUUGAUCCUUCUGUUUCUAUCUUUGAGAAAAUGCCAAUCAAAUAACUGUUCUGCAGAAAGUCUUGGACCUAAAUAUGCUCUUGUUGCACCAUGACUGUAAAAGAAGUGAAGCUUGUGUAACCUUCUUUUCAUUGUAUGCUGCCUGAAGAGCAGCAUACAAUUGAUAAAGUCAGAAUCACUGAUGAGCCUAUUUUGUUUUUAAAAAAGCCAGACUUUUGUCUUGACAAUGUGCAAAUGUUUGUUGCCAGUUGUCAAUUUUGCAGAGUUAUUUGAUACACUGUAAGCCUUGUACCUUCUUAAUGUUGCCCAUCGGUCUGUGUGCGAUUUCCUGUUGUGUUUCUUUUUCUGUACUCAAUUCCAAAUGUCUGCUUUGGUGGUAAAGUCUGAGUUGGUUACACACAUCUCCUGCAUUAAACACAUUUUAUGCAUCUCUCUACAA